Caenorhabditis elegans is the source of this 966-nucleotide messenger RNA. It is a transcript of the gene srg-33, whose product is annotated as Serpentine receptor class gamma-33. Gene Ontology annotation, molecular function: transmembrane signaling receptor activity. Gene Ontology annotation, biological process: sensory perception of chemical stimulus. The record is from RefSeq and is marked reviewed. NCBI's taxonomy places the organism in Eukaryota, Metazoa, Nematoda, Chromadorea, Rhabditida, Rhabditidae. The transcript has 6 exons. Bases 1 to 966 code for a protein of 321 amino acids. Gene Ontology annotation, cellular component: membrane.
AUGUUCACACUAAAGUUUGGAACUACUCUUCUCUACAGUAUUCCAUCAAUGAUUUUGUACGCUAUGACGGUUCGAAUGGUGUCUCGUUUUUCCAAGGAUUUUUCAAGAACAUUCAUUCAGCUUUACAUUGUAUUCUUCGUUUUUAACAUCAUAACAUUUUUUAACUCUUUCAUAACAGUUCGAAUCCCACAAAAUACGUGUAAAGACUGCUUCAUGUCAUUUUUAUUCAAAUCCCACACAGUGCUCAACCCAUCCUGGUUUCCAUUAAAUGUCUUCUAUUUCAUUCAUUUUUACAUGGCAUAUGCUCAAUUUUUCCUCAUUUUUCUAACCUCAUUAAACCGAUUUUCAAUGAUUUUUUGGAGUGCUACAUAUGAAAAGGCAUGGAAUCGUGCGUUCCCGUUCGUAAUAAUUUUGGUCAUCGUUUUGCCAGUUCCGUUUACAUAUACAAUUCUACCAAGUUGGACUUAUUAUGCUUACACCGAAACUAUGGACUGUUACAGUACAUCUAGUAGUGUGGACCGAGGGUUUCUCUAUAAUCAGCUUCUACCAUUUAUGGCAACAAUCACUAUUGCAACGGCAAUUAUUAACAUCGCUUCAUUCUACAAACUGACAUGUAUGACUUAUAAGAUUUCAAUCGCUGAGAGGAAUCUUCUUUUCAUGAGUGGAUCAUUGUUUAUUGUUCAACUCCUGGCAGAUGUGAACACUACACUGAAUCGACUUGUGGUAAAUGACAAUAACAAAUUCGGUAUCUGGUCUCAGAUUGCAGUGACUCUUCUUCCUUAUAUCAGUGAUGGGUUGACAUUGAUUCAUCCAUGGAUGUUUCUUGCUUUCAGCACAAAGGCUCGCCGUUGUUUCAUGCUAAUGUAUUUUCCAAAAUAUGCGAAGGUUGCCGUUACAGCAACCAAUUCUGUCCGCUUUGUAACAGUUAAUAAGCGAAGUCAAGUACAGGACGCUGUUCGAUUUUAA